AUGCGUUUGAGAUCUCACGAUCUUCCACCUUCCCCACCUGAGGAAGGAUAUCGAGUCAACAACAUGCACCGUCAUUCAAACGAUAGCACACCCUCGAAUAUCGGUCUUAACACUGAUGCCUUUUCCGAUGCCCAAAUUGUCCGUGAGCCUUUGCUGCCCUCUUUCGCCUGGAUGCUAAACGACCCCGAGGAUUCUGGAGAAGAUAAUGAAGAGUAUGAAGACCGUGAAGGACUGGAUAGGCCCUUCUUGAGUGGCUAUGACUCCUCCCCCAGCAACCGUGUUUGGGAUCAACGCAACCUACCUGUACAAGACUUCGAGAUCUAUGAAGAUCCUCCUGACCAGCCAUCCCGACGCCCUUCCACGCCACAGAGCCUUGGCAACCCCGACUCUGAUAAGGAGAAUCUCCUCCCCUCCGAGGGGUCUCGAUCUGACUUGUCCUCGAAUGAGGACAUGGCGGAGGCCUUAGGCCAAGGCCGCCUGCCAGGCGAAUGGACUGUAUUCGAAAUCCCCUACGUUGAGCCUUUGGCGGAGCGGUCUCUGGAUUCGGCCGGCAACCUUGUCCGCAACACUGUGCCAGCUCCUAUUUUCAGCCACGGGGACCUGCGUCGCCUAGAUGACGAGCUCAGUCGUCGUCUGGCUGUCCACCAUCCGACCGAGCAUGACCAGGCCGAGCGUGGCUUCCCUAGCCAGUAUGAUAGAAUGUAG
Penicillium chermesinum is the source of this 705-nucleotide messenger RNA. RefSeq lists its product as uncharacterized. The record is from RefSeq and is a predicted model, not a curated record. NCBI's taxonomy places the organism in Eukaryota, Fungi, Ascomycota, Eurotiomycetes, Eurotiales, Aspergillaceae. The transcript is spliced from 3 exons. Bases 1 to 705 code for a protein of 234 amino acids.